GGUGGCUGGUCUCCCCUCGUGUCAAAUAAAUACCAAUGGCUACAAAUUGAUCUUGGUGAGAGAAUGGAAAUCACUGCUAUUGCUACCCAAGGUGGAUAUGGGAGUUCUGAUUGGGUAACAAGCUACCUCCUGAUGUUCAGUGACAGUGGAAGGAAUUGGAAGCAAUAUCGUCAAGAAGAAAGCAUCUGGGGUUUUUCAGGAAACACAAAUGCAGACAGCGUUGUAUACUAUAAACUUCAACAUUCCAUCAAAGCUAGGUUUCUACGCUUCAUCCCUCUGGACUGGAAUCCUAAUGGCAGGAUUGGGAUGCGGAUUGAAGUAUAUGGUUGCUCAUACAGAUCUGAAGUGGUAGAUUUUGAUGGAAAAAGUUUCCUGCUCUACAGAUUUGAUGAAAAAUCCAUAAGUCCCUUAAAAGAUGCCAUUUCUUUUAAAUUUAAAACAAUGGAAAGUGAUGGAAUUCUGCUCCACAGAAAGGGACAAAAUGGCGAUUAUAUAACCUUGGAAUUAAUAAAAGGAAAACUCUUCUUAUUCAUUAAUUCAGGUGAUACUAAACUGCAUUCUACUAACAGCCUCAUUAACAUCACCACGGGCAGCCUGUUGGAUGAUCAGCACUGGCAUUCUGUCCUCAUUGAGCAUUUUAAUAAACAAGUAAACUUUACCGUGGAUAAACACACUCAACACUUUCAUGCAAAGGGAGAAUUCAAUUACUUGGACCUAAAUUAUGAGCUCAGCUUUGGAGGGACUCUAGCAGCUGGAAAAUCAGUAUCAUUUUCCCAUAGGAAUUUCCAUGGCUGUUUUGAAAAUCUGUAUUGUAAUGGAGUUAAUAUCAUUAAUUUGGCCAAGAGACAGAAACCUCAGAUCUACAUCAUGGGAAAUGUGUCAUUUUCUUGUUCGCAACCACAGACAGUUCCAGUCACUUUUUUGGGCUCUGGCAGCUACCUAGCACUACAUGGCUCCUCAGGGCAGGAUGAGAUAUCUGUGAGUUUUCAAUUUCGCACUUGGAACAAAAUGGGACUUUUGCUGUCCAGUAACUUUCAUCAGCAUUCAGGAGGUCUUCUCCUCUAUCUUCAUGAUGGAAAAAUUAGACUGAAUCUCUUCAAACUAGGAAAACAACAGAGUGACAUAACAGCAGGAGUUGAAUUAAAUAAUGGACAAUGGCAUUCCAUUUCCUUAUCUGCUAAAAGAAAUCACCUGAGUAUAAUGAUAGAUAAUGAUGUGACUUCAGUUCUGCAUUAUGUGCUGCCAAUGCAGAUUUAUUCGGGAGACAUCUAUUAUUUUGGAGGUUGUCCUAAUACCAGCUCUGACUCCGAAUGUAAAAAUCCUUUUGGUGGUUUUCAGGGAUGUAUGAGACAGAUUUCCAUUAACAACAAAGUUGUGGAUCUGAUUUUGGUGCAGCAGAGCAUCUUUGGGAAUUUCAGUGAACUUCAGAUAGACUUAUGCGGCCUUAUAGACAGGUGUUUACCUAACUAUUGUGAACAUGGUGGUGAAUGCUCACAAUCAUGGAACAGUUUCUAUUGCAACUGUACAAAUACUGGUUACAUGGGAGCUACUUGUCAUUCCUCCAUCUAUGAGCAGUCCUGUGAAGCCUAUAAGCACAGAGGGAACACUUCUGGUUUUUACUAUAUCGAUUCAGAUGGAAGUGGGCCCCUGGGACCUUUCCUUGUAUACUGCAAUAUGACAGAAGACACUGCAUGGACCAUUGUACAGCACAACAGCUCAGACGUCACCAGAGUAAAAAGUUCCAAUCGAGAAAACCCUCAUACUGUGUUUUUCAAGUAUACUGCCAAUACAGAACAGCUCCAGGCUACAAUUAACCAUGCAGAACACUGUGAACAGGAGCUUGCUUACCACUGCAAAAAGUCUCGGCUUUUAAAUAAACGAGAUGGAAUACCAUUAAGCUGGUGGGUUGGAAGAACCAAUGAAACACAGACUUAUUGGGGAGGUUCCAUGCCUGGUGUUCAAAAGUGCACUUGUGGAUUAGAGGGAAACUGCAUUGAUUCUCAAUAUUACUGCAACUGUGAUGCCGACAGGAAUGAAUGGGCUAAUGAUACUGGAUUCCUUUCUUACAAAGAACAUCUGCCAGUAACUCAGAUAGUAAUUACAGAUACAGACCGACCAAACUCUGAAGCUGCUUAUAAAUUGGGGCCGUUGCUUUGCCGAGGUGAUAGAUCAUUUUGGAAUUCAGCUUCCUUCAAUACUGAGACAUCAUACCUUCAUUUUCCUACCUUCCAUGGAGAACUUAGUGCAGAUGUGUCUUUUUUUUUUAAGACUACAGCUUCAUCAGGUGUCUUUUUAGAGAACCUGGGGAUUAAAGACUUUAUAAGGAUAGAGCUACAUUCUCCAGCUGAAGUAAUGUUUUCAUUUGAUGUGGGGAAUGGACCAUUUGAAGUUAUGGUGCAAUCACCUGCUCACCUAAAUGACAAUCAGUGGCACUAUGUCAGAGCUGAAAGAAAUAUUAAAGAAGCAUUGCUUCAAGUGGAUCAGCUCCCACCAAAAUCACAGCCUGCUCCAGUUGAUGGACAUAUCCUUUUACAACUCAACAGUCAGCUAUUUGUUGGUGGGACAGCCUCCCGGCAGAAAGGAUUUCUGGGAUGCAUUCGAUCUUUACAGUUGAAUGGGAUAGCCCUGGAUUUGGAAGAGAGGGCCAAGAUCACCCCAGGGGUGGACCCAGGAUGUCCAGGACAUUGUAGCAGCUAUGGGAAUUUAUGUCACAACGGAGGAAAAUGUAAAGAGAAACACAGCGGAUUCUCUUGUGACUGUAGCUUCUCUGCAUACAGUGGGCCAUUCUGUUUGAAUGAGAUUUCUGCAUAUUUUGGAUCUGGUUCCUCUGUGACUUACAAUUUUCAAGAAUAUUACACCUUAAGUAAAAAUUCCAGCUCGCAUGCUGCUUCAUUUCAUGGUGAUAUGACAUUGAUCAGAGAAACGAUCACAUUUAGCUUUCGAACAACGCGGACUCCAAGCUUGCUGCUUUACAUAGGCUCCUUCUAUAAGGAAUACCUUUCAGUUAUUCUUGCCAAAAAUGGAAGUUUGCAGAUUAGGUACAAAUUAGAUAGCCAUCAAGAACCAGAUGUUUUUAGCAGCAAUUUCAAAAACAUGGCUGACGGACAGCUUCACCAUGUGAAGAUUAACAGAGAAGAAGGUGUACUCUUUGUGGAGGUUAACCAGAAUGCAAAAGAGCAAGUCACCCUGUCCUCUGGUAUAGAAUUCAACGCAAUCAAAUCCCUUGUUCUUGGCAAGAUUUUAGAAAAUAGUGAUGUUGACCAGGAGACAAUGAAAGCCAACUCUCAGGGGUUCACUGGAUGUCUCUCUUCUGUGCAGUUUAACCAUAUUGCUCCUUUGAAGGCUGCUUUACACCACUCCAGUUCAGCCCCAGUCAUUGUUAAAGGACAUGUAGCUGAAUCCAACUGUGGCACUUUAACUGGGGCUGAGUCAACACUGAGUGAAACAACACAUUCGUUUGCAGAUCAUUCUGGACCAAUAGAUGAGGGAGAGCCCUUAGCUAAUGCAAUCAGAAGUGACUCUGCAAUAAUUGGAGGUGUGAUAGCGGUUGUGAUAUUUAUCUUGCUUUGCAUCACCGCCAUUGCAGUACGGAUUUAUCAACAGAAAAGCUUGUACAAAAAAAAUGAGACAAAGAGGGCAGAAAAUGAAGACUGUGCCGACACUGCCCUGAAAAGUGAGCUCACCAUGCAAAAUAGAGUUAAUGAAAACCAGAAAGAAUAUUUCUUUUGAUUGGAAGUUAUGAUUUAAUUUAAUACUAUGAUAGUCUGACUUUCUUGCUAAGCCAGGGGCUCUCAAUGGACAAAAAAGAAAACAAAAUAAGCUCUUGCACUCAAAGUAAAUGCAACGGAUUUGCAGAACUCUUAUACUGCAUACAUUUCAGUCUCAGUGAUUGCUCUAGGAGGCCUCUUUCAAUUGACAUAUAUUCCUUAGCUAUCAUAAAUGCAUUUUAUGUAACAGUGAAUUAGAUAUUGUAACCAAUUUCAUUGUUGGUAGUUUCUGACUGUUCUGACGUGCUCCUCUACACCUGAAGUUUAACAUGUAUAACGCAUAUGGAUUUUAAAUGGGAGAAUUGUUAUGAACCUGUUACCCUACUCCUCUUUUAAAAUGAAAUUCAGGAGUUUUGUUCAAGGACAAAAUUCAAAGUUGAACUAUAGUGAUUUGCUUUAAUUGAUUUUUUUUUUUGCCUAUGCUCCCUUUAGUUACUCCUUAUUUAUGAAAAAUAGAACGGGAAAAGGUAAUUGAUUACUGUGAGCACCUAGUCAUGAGUGAUAGAUAGCCAAGUUACCCAAAAUAAAUAACCCUGUUGGUUCUCCCUGUAAGAUGGUCAAUAUUAUGCAUUAUUACACUGGGAAUGAGUCUGUUUUAGAAUACGGGUUUCUGUUUUUGU
Trichosurus vulpecula (common brushtail) is the source of this 4387-nucleotide messenger RNA. It is a transcript of the gene CNTNAP4, whose product is annotated as contactin associated protein family member 4. The transcript has 23 exons. The record is from RefSeq and is a predicted model, not a curated record. Gene Ontology annotation, molecular function: calcium ion binding. Bases 64 to 3729 code for a protein of 1221 amino acids. Lineage: Eukaryota; Metazoa; Chordata; Mammalia; Diprotodontia; Phalangeridae.